Messenger RNA from Contarinia nasturtii (swede midge), 1813 nucleotides. Its product is annotated as UDP-N-acetylenolpyruvoylglucosamine reductase-like. Gene Ontology annotation, molecular function: UDP-N-acetylmuramate dehydrogenase activity; FAD binding. Gene Ontology annotation, cellular component: cytosol. NCBI's taxonomy places the organism in Eukaryota, Metazoa, Arthropoda, Insecta, Diptera, Cecidomyiidae. Gene Ontology annotation, biological process: cell wall organization. The transcript has 3 exons. The record is from RefSeq and is a predicted model, not a curated record. Bases 394 to 1431 code for a protein of 345 amino acids.
ACACAACAAGAAGCACAAUACAGAUUGUUUCGUUCCUUAUGCGAACCAUUUUAAGUGAAACAAACAAAAGAAAAAGACAUAUUUUAAAAGCAAAAAAGAGUAUUUAGAGCAGCAACAACAACAACAACAACAACAGCGCGUCAUCAAUUACGCCAGUGAAAAUCGUAUGACCGCCUUUGUUGUCUGCUUCCAUCAUUCAACAAAAGCUCAUGCUCAACAUUUUUCACAAAAAUCGAUGUAGCACUCAACUAUUUGAAUGUCAAGACUUCUAUCCUGUAUCUCAUUCAGGUUAAUUAAUUAAGCAUAACCAAAUCUCUCUUUGCUGCUUUGGGCGGAAAAUCCUCAACUCCUUUCUGGCGCAUCGGACACUUUUUAAUCCGUAAAGACCGUAUCAUGUCCCGCCAGAAAUAUUCAUUGAAACCCUGGAAUUCCUUCGGUAUUGCGGCUUAUGCCAACAGAAUUAGCAUGGUAGAUAGCGUAGAAGUACUUUGCCAGUGCUGGCAGCAAAGUGCUCAGCAAAAUGAGCCGGUACUGCUGUUGGGCGAAGGGAGUAACGUAUUAUUUCUGCAGGACUUUGAUGGACAUGUGCUGAUAAAUCGUAUUAAAGGCAUCAGUAUUACUGAGAGAGCAAACGCAUGGUCAUUGCACGUCGGUGCCGGUGAGAACUGGCAUCAACUGGUGGAAACCACUCUGAAUAGGGGAAUCGCUGGCCUGGAGAACCUGGCGUUAAUCCCGGGCUGUGCUGGCUCAGCGCCGAUUCAAAACAUCGGUGCCUACGGCGUUGAGCUGGAACAGGUAUGUGAGUAUGUAGAUAUCGUCUAUCUCCCUGAUGGCACGGGCCAACGUUUAAACGUAGCUGAGUGUCAGUUUGGCUAUCGCAACAGCGUGUUUAAAAAUCACUACCGUGAUGGCUAUGCCAUUAUUGCAGUGGGAUUAAGUCUGAAGAAAAACUGGCAGCCAGUACUGAGCUACGGUGAUUUGCGCAAUCUUGACCCACAGACGGUCACACCGCGACAGGUGUUUGAUGCCGUUUGUCGAAUGCGCCAUAGCAAACUGCCCGAUCCUAAAAUCAACGGUAAUGCGGGCAGUUUCUUCAAAAAUCCGCUGGUAAGUGCUACUGUCGCCACGGAACUGAGCAUACAGUAUCCCGAUAUGCCACAAUACCUACAGGAAUGUGGUGAUGUGAAGCUGGCCGCUGGCUGGCUGAUCGAUUGCUGUUCACUGAAAGGAUUCCGCCUUGGUGGAGCUGCGGUGCAUAAACAGCAGGCGCUGGUGCUGAUUAACGCUGGAGCUGCCAGUGGACAGGAUAUCGUUAUUCUGGCGCGUAUCGUUCGUCAGCGCGUAGCGGAAAAAUUCAAUGUAUGGCUGGAACCUGAAGUACGCUUUAUCGCCGCUCACGGUGAAACGGAUGCUGUAGGGGUUAUUGAAUGAAUGACAACACUUUACCGUUAAAGCUGGCCGGGAUUUUGGCGGACGGUGAGUUCCAUUCUGGUGAGCAACUUGGCAAACAACUGGACAUGUACCGAAUUCUACCGUAAAAUAAAUGCUAAAUAAGUUUUUUCUCGUGCCAAGAACCCCCAAAUACCAGUUUUUAUAGCAAUCGAAUGUAAAACAAAUUUACUGCAAAAUAUCAUUACAAAAGUUGAAAGAACUCAAUAAAUCAAACCAAUUUCUAAAAACGUUGACUUUGUCAAGUCUGAAUUAUGUAAGAUCAGUAGUCUAAGUGGCGACCAAUAAAGUAAAAGUCUAGCUCAUUGCAGUUGGUUAAUAAGAAAUUAAAACAUAUAUAUUUGACAACGUUGUUUGCAUAAGU